Molecule: messenger RNA, 1938 nt
Organism: Daldinia decipiens
Lineage: Eukaryota; Fungi; Ascomycota; Sordariomycetes; Xylariales; Hypoxylaceae
Exons: 3
Coding region: 76-1365 (429 amino acids)
Biological process (GO): protein neddylation
Cellular component (GO): nucleus; cytoplasm
Molecular function (GO): NEDD8 activating enzyme activity
Source: RefSeq, a predicted model, not a curated record
CUGAGGUACCUAAAAGUAAGCUUCCUCUUUUUCGUAUGUAUUAGGCAUCCCGCGCAACGUCCAGGAGACCACAUCAUGGCGGCCGCUGUAAUACAAACCGGUACCUCAAGAUGGCAAUACUUAGACCGUAUUCGAAGGACACCUGGUCCUUUCAAUCAGGACUCAGACGUAAGCGAAGAAGCUCUCGCGACGCUGGACAAGACCAAGAUUCUUGUUAUUGGUGCUGGCGGACUCGGUUGUGAGAUACUCAAGAACCUCGCCCUUUCUGGGUUUAAGGACAUUCAUGUCAUAGAUAUGGACACCAUCGAUAUCUCUAAUCUCAACCGCCAAUUCCUCUUUCGCAAAGACGACGUAGGCAAGUUCAAAGCAGAAAUCGCCGCCAAGUUCGUCGAGAAACGAGUCAAAGGUGUCAAGAUUACCCCCCAUAACUGCCGAAUCCAAGAGUUCGACGAGGACUUUUACAUGCAAUUCCAGCUGGUUGUAUGUGGUCUCGACAGCAUCGAAGCACGGCGAUGGAUCAACGCGACCCUCGUGAACAUGGUGGAUAUGGAAAACCAGGACUCUCUAAAGCCAUUGAUUGACGGCGGAACAGAAGGAUUCAAGGGCCAAACUAGGGUCGUAUUCCCAACCCUCACACCGUGUAUCGAGUGCCAGCUAGACCUCUAUACUCCAAGAGCGGCCGUACCACUUUGUACAUUAGCCACCAUCCCCCGCCAGCCCGAACACUGCAUAGAGUGGGCUCAUAUUAUUGCAUGGGAGCAGGAGAAACCGUUCCCAAGCUUAGACAAGGACGACCCCGAGCAUAUCACAUGGCUAUAUCGUAAAGCCCUCACACGGGCCCAGGAAUUUGGCAUCACAGGUGUUACCUACUCACUCACCCAGGGCGUUGUCAAAAACAUUAUACCAGCAAUAGCGUCCACUAACGCUAUCAUUGCUGCGAGCUGCUGCAACGAGGCUUUGAAGAUAGCCACCGCAGCCGCGCCCGCCCUCGGGUUUGAGGAGAGCUACAUGAUGUAUUCCGGCGAUGACAGCAUCUACACGAAUACUUUCAAGUACGACAAGAAAGAGGACUGCGCUGUGUGUGGUGAAGUGGCCAAGCCGCUAGAAGUUGACCCUAAUUGGACACUGAGGGAACUCCUUGACUCCUUUUCCACAAAGGCUGAUCUCCAGUUGAAGAAGCCCUCAAUCAGAGCCGAGGGCAAGACGUUAUAUAUGCAAUUCCCACCAAGCAUCGAAGAGCAAACCCGAUCAAACUUGGACAAGACUCUGAAGGAAGGUUUGGGGCUGGACGUAAAUCACGAAGUUGCCGUGACGGAUCCGGCAUUCCCAGCACUGACUUUUAGGUUCAUUUUACGUUUCGCAUAAGCAAAGGUGUUAUAGGAGCAUGAUACCACAGUCUCUCGGGAGGACUUUACUGCGCUUGUUUAGUUGGCCAACCUUGCUAUAAAAGUUGAUUCUCCCCAAUCAUACGCAUAGACAUGUUCGUACUAGUCACGGGUAAAGAUACAACCGUUUUACUCAAGCAAGUUUACUCAAGCAAGGAUCCUUACUGAGUUUUCAAAGGGUAUAAAGUCACUUUAUAAACAUAGUUUCAGGAGACGUGCUCCGCCACGUCAGCUAGUAGUCCAAUUCUCUAAGGUAGCUCCUAAACCGACCGCUUGCGUUGUUUAUAGCUACCUUAGAUACCUAUAGGUAAACGAAUUCCAUGUCUUACAAAUUGUUGCAGUUUGAAACCAGACCUAUCUUCUGUCCAUGUAAGUCACCCCAUAGGUUUUACUCUUUCGACGCAUAUUCUACGGGGGAGGGUUGAUACAUGACACGAUCAUAUUCUCUUUAGGUAUUCCUCCCUUUAUUCAGUUUAAUUUAGGGUCACGACUACAAGAUAUAAAUAUUGAGUUAAUAGCCACCAUGUUAUUCUAUCAUCUAGCAUAGCACGCC